This is a messenger RNA of Cloeon dipterum, 1404 nucleotides long. RefSeq names its product major royal jelly protein 1-like. Bases 66 to 1151 code for a protein of 361 amino acids. The transcript is spliced from 5 exons. The record is from RefSeq and is a predicted model, not a curated record. NCBI's taxonomy places the organism in Eukaryota, Metazoa, Arthropoda, Insecta, Ephemeroptera, Baetidae.
AAGGCAGUUUCUCGGCUCAGCUGACACUUGGGGAGCGGUUUGUGCUGCAUUCAAGCUCGAACACAAUGUUCUUUGCGGCCAUCCUUUUGCACGGCCUGUGCCUGGCAAACGCCAUCAACUUCACAACCGUCUACGAGUGGGACGAAUUCGAUUUCAUCUGGCCAUCAGGAGCGGACAGUUCACACGGACAGAUCAAACAGAAUUUUAAAUCAUCGAAAGUUUAUCUUGAUUACAUGGCUGCUUUUGGAGAAAGGCUGUUCCUCAGCAUUGAAACGCAAUCCGGAGUUCCCGCCACUUUGGUGUGGCUGCCAACGAGUGGAGCUUCGACUGCACCUCCAAAGCUUGCUCCUUUCCCUUCCUGGAAUUUACACGAAAAAGACAACUGCGAUUCUAUCCAGUGGGCCAAAGGUAUGGAAACGGACACCGAUGGACGGUUGUGGGUGCUAGAUGACGGUAACAGAAAAUGUCCGGGCAAACUUUGGAUAUUCAACCUGGUCAACAACGACACAACCGAGCGCGUUUACCAGUUCCCGGAUACAGUCGUCUCUCAUACAUUUGAUAAAAGGUGGCUGCAUGAUAUCGUGCUGGACAAAACGCAAGACGAUUACCUUGCGUACAUCACGCAAGUUUCUUCUGAGAAUAUCAUCGUUUAUAGCCGUAAAACGGAAAAUUCCUGGUCAGUUAAAAUACCAGGGGUACGUAUUUCUACUUUGGCCCUCUCUACUAAAAGUGAAGCAAGGCAGUUGUACCUUGGAAGAUAUGGUUCCAAAGAACUGUACUCGGUGUCGGUGUCUGAGCUGAAGAAAGAAGGCGGAAACGCUACUGGGAGAUUAAUCGGCAAAUGGACUGCAAGACCUUACAGAAUGCUAAUCGACAGCGCCAAUGUCUUGUAUGCCGCCUUUAACUACCAGAGUUACACCUCUAAAAGGAAUAAUUCGACACCCUUUCACGAGGAGCGAUUUCAUGAGGUCGGACAACUGGGUGCUGGAUAUCCAUUUACUUUUGCCUUGGACGCGAACGGCAGUUUCUGGAUGACGGAGAGAAAUGAAACUGAUUUUGGGAUUAGGCAUAAACUACUCAAGGCUGAAGUCGGCGCAAGAUCUUAUUUAUACAAGAUCUUAUUAUCCACAGACUUGCCAUUGCGUGGCUGACCCUGAGGAUGAGAAGAAUGCAAAACUCUUUCAGGCACAUUUCGAUGGACAACUUCGUUUUCCCGGACAGCAAACAGUCUUUUACUGAGACUAUUAUAUACAAUAAAGUGUGUUGCAAUUUAGUUUUGGGUUAGUUAAAAAAAACAUAGAGAGAUGAACAGAGCGCUUUUUAUGGUUUAUCGCCUUUUUCAACAAAAUAAUCUUUUAUUUGUAAGAAUAAUUCAAGGCAAAUAAAAUAUUGCAUUUUAUAUUU